AUGGACUGCAGCGUGCGGGUGGUGGUGCGGUUCCGACCCGUCAACGAGCGGGAAAAGACGGAGGACACCAGAGGCGCGAGGGGCGCCGGCACGGCGUUCGUGGUGCGCGAGGACCAACGCUCUGUCGAGGUGGCGCGACCCGACGGCCAAUUCCUCGUCCAGCGCGGCUCUCCCGACGUCUUCUCCUUCGACCGCGUCUUUGGCGGCGAAGCCCACCAGGCGGACGUGUACGGUGCGGUGGCCCAGGAGACGAUCGUGUACGUUGUCCGAUCGGAUGUGCUCAACGGCUACAACGGAACAAUCUUCGCCUACGGCCAAACGGGUUCGGGCAAGUCGUUCACCAUGUUCGGCCGCGACAUCGACACCGAGGAACGUGGCAUCAUCCCUCGUGCCUGCAGCCAACUGUUCAAACACAUCACGGAGGACAAGGAGGGCACCGAGUUCACGAUCAAAUGUUCGUUCAUGGAGAUCUACAAGGAGCGGGUGCGGGAUCUGCUCAACCCCAAGAGCGUCAACCUCAAGGUCCACGAGACGCCCACGCGCGGCGUCUGGGUGGAGGACCUCACCGAGGAGUUCGUCGCCACCGAAGACGACGUGCUCGAGCUCCUCCGCUUGGGCGACAAUCUAUUCGUGCUGACGCUGCACCAGCGGAUGCCCGAUGGCUCGACCAAGACCGGUCGCCUCAACCUCGCCGACUUGGCCGGGUCGGAGAAGGUGGCCAAGACGGGCGCCAAGGGCAACACACUGGAGGAGGCCAAGAACAUCAACAAGUCGCUCGCGGCGCUGGGCAACUGCAUCAACGCGCUCACCACCAAGGGCAAGUCGCAUGUCCCCUACCGCGACUCCAAACUCACUCACAUCCUCAAGACGACCCUGGUGUGCACCUGCUCGCCCCACGAGUUCAACGCCGAGGAGACCAUCUCCACGCUCCGCUUCGGCCAAAGGGCCAAGACGAUCAAGAACUCGGUGCAGGUGAACAAACAGCGGAGCGUGGAGGAGCUCAACGAGAUCAUCGCCAUGCUGCGCAAGGAGGUGAAGGCGCUCAAGCGCUACGCCAUCUUCCUCGAGUCCGAGAUGCGCAAGCUCAAGGGCAGCGACUGGGCGCCGCCCAGCGUCAUCCCGCGCGCGGUGCCCGCCUCGCCCGCCUCCUCCGCCCGCUCCGCGUCCGGCAGCGGCCCCGCCGCGUCGCCCUACAAGCCCUCCACGCCAUCGUCGUCGGCCCGGUCCCUGGGCGGCGCCGGCACGCCGUCGCGCGCGUCGCUGAUGAUGGGCUCGACCCGGCGGGACAGCGAGGACCUGGGCGACGAGAUCGAGCAGCUCCAGGACGACCUCAAAGGGGUGCAAGAGGAGGAGUAUCAGAACAAGGAAAAGAUCUCCAGGCUCAAGCAGGAGUUGAACGAGAGGGAGUCGGAGAAGGAGCGGCUGGUCCGCGAGGUGGAGAACAAGGACAUGGAGCUGGGCUCGCAGGUCAGGCGACUCCACUACGAGCUCAAGCAGGCCCUGCUCGACGGGCUCAUGCUUGGCUCUGCAAUGCAGGUCGAAAACGCCACGGCGCAGCUGAAGGAUGCCGGCAGCGCGAACGAGGAGCUGCAGGAGGAGCUCACCCUGUCCAAGGAGGAGGUCGAGCGGCUGAUCAGCGACAGGGAGAGCCUCGUUGAGGAGCUCGCCAAGAUUCUCCAGCCCGAGCAGGCCCAGCUGAUCAAUCUGGAUGAGCUGCGCAAGAACCCGGCGGGGCGCGAGGCCAAGCGGGCCGAGGCGAAAGCGCAGGCGGAGAAGCGAGAGGCGGAGGAGUGGCGCAAGAAGGAGGAGCUCUACGUCAAGAAGUCGGCGGCGGCGGCGCUGCGAAUCGAAGAGAUGGAGCGCGAGAUGGAGGAGCUCCGCCAGAAGGCCCGACAGACCGAGCAGGCCCUCGACGAGGAGAAGCGGCGCGCGGCCCAGCGCGAGCGCGAGCUCAAGCGUCAGGUUGAGCUCAUGAGCGAGGCCGAGGACAUCGCCCGCAGGCGCGGGGCCGCCACCACCAUGAAGGUGGUCAAGCCCAUCCGCGCCUCCAUCAAGGAGCAGCUCUUCCAGCGCAAGUCGUUGAAGCGGCGCGAACUGGCCGGCGUGGUGCUGAAGGAGGGUUGGCUCACCAAAGAAGGAGGUCUCGUUCGUAACUGGAAAAAGAGGUGGUUCGUGUUGCAAGACGGCAACCUGUACUACUACGAGAACGCCAACAAGGUGACGGGCAAGGGCUGCGUGCUGCUCGAGGGGUGCGUGGUGACGCCGGCCGAGGGCGAGACCAAGAAGAAGCACUCGUUCGCGAUCUACCACGACUCGCGCCGCACGUUCUACCUCCAGGCCGCCGACGCCAAGGAGCUGAGCGAGUGGACCGAGGCCCUCACCGAGGCCAUCGACCACACAGGCCGCGAGAGCUCCUUCACCGCCUCCGACAAGAGCGAUUAA
Messenger RNA from Acanthamoeba castellanii str. Neff, 2442 nucleotides. RefSeq names its product kinesin motor domain containing protein. Bases 1 to 2442 code for a protein of 813 amino acids. Gene Ontology annotation, biological process: microtubule-based movement. NCBI's taxonomy places the organism in Eukaryota, Discosea, Longamoebia, Acanthamoebidae. Gene Ontology annotation, molecular function: microtubule binding; ATP binding; microtubule motor activity. The transcript has 13 exons. The record is from RefSeq and is a predicted model, not a curated record.